UCCUCUUAAGAAAUUCCAUGAAACGUUCAUAACUUUGCAUCGAUUGCUGGUGCCAUACAUAUCUAUUGCUUGUUCCUCAUUACCCUCAGAAGAUUAGUUAGAAUGUACAAAGUUGUGCAUCAUUUAGUUAGAAUGUCAGGCGAACAGUGGAGAUCUAACAAAUACAACAUGUAGCAACAAAUCAAUAGAGUAGUUGCUUAACACGUCUUGUUUCUCUCUAAAUAUUUCUGCUCGGUGAUGUUUAAAGCUAAAAUCUUUUUAUGUACAGCAACAAGCUGAUCCACACAAGCAAGAACCAUCUCGAGCGAAGGUAUACAAAGAAUCUAGGUUGAGAGAUUCGAAAAAGACAUACAAAACAAGCUUCGUGAAAACAAAAGACAAAAUUGAACAAAUGGAGACUUUAGCAUCUAAAGAACACGAAGAAGGUGCUAAUAGUGAGGAUCCAUACAAUCAAGUGAUUAAAAAGGUGGAGCAUAGUGGACGUGUUCGCCUCUAUGGGAAAGGUGUGACCAAAACUGAUCUAAAGAAAGGGGGCACCAAAUGUCGCUACAUAAUUCCUCAAGAAUUCCUUCAAAGCAUUCAAACGGGGUUGGUAGAACAACUACGAGAAGCUAAUCCUGGUAUAGAUCUUGUAGUUCCCGACGUCCAAGUAUCUUCUACUACAAGAGAUGCAACUACUACAAGCAAUGAAGCCAUUGAGCAGAAUGGUGAACAAGAAUUAACUUCCGGGACGGACUUGUUAAAUCAGGUACAUGAAGGAGACAAAAAUGUAUCCCAUGAUCAAGAACAAUUGCAAUCGCAUAAAUGACAAGUUCUUGACUACGGAUCUCGCCUAAAAGUGGAGCAUGAUUUUGGAAUUAAUUGGACGUAUAAUUAGUAAGAAAUCUUUUUUUUUUUUUUGGUACUAUAUUUACGCUACAAUCAAGUAGAUAUAUUUUGGUGCAUACAUUAUUUUAGGUUGGAAGUAAAUAUGUUUUGGUGGUCAAACUACUAUUGGGAUUUGAUAUAUAUAUACGAUAGUAUUAUAUUAAGUACUUGGUAUUGUAAAUCGUCAAACGAUUGGAUGCUAUAUUUGGAUAUAUUUAUGGCUCUUUUUGGAAUCUAAAUUAUCAUCAUGUUUAUUUGGAAUUUUUUAAAUUAUUUCAACUUUGCAUCAACAUCAAAUUAAUAGGUCUAUGUAUCCAUAUUUAAUUUAUAGAUACGUUGUAGUAGCUUCAAUAUGCAAAAAGAGGAAAUUGCAACGGUUCAUGGGAUACUAUAGAGGCGUUGCAUUAGAUUUUGAAAUGUGUUGCAUCAUAUGUGAUGCAACGGUUCAUGGGAUACCACAGAGGCGUUGUAUUAGGCUUUAAUAUGUGUUGCAUCAUACGUAAUGCAACGGUUCAUGGGAUACCAUAGAGGCGUUGCAUUAGCCGAUAAACAUGCGUUGCUUCAGAUGUAUUGCAACGGGUAUUUGGCGUUGCAACUGGCCGUUGCAUUAGGCGU
Molecule: messenger RNA, 1482 nt
Organism: Beta vulgaris subsp. vulgaris (sugar beet)
Lineage: Eukaryota; Viridiplantae; Streptophyta; Magnoliopsida; Caryophyllales; Amaranthaceae
Exons: 3
Coding region: 392-808 (138 amino acids)
Source: RefSeq, a predicted model, not a curated record